AUGGCGGAAGUGGUGGAGGAGAAAAUGAAGCCAGACCUGGAGAGAAGCCGUUUCCCUCACUGUGUUGUGUGGACACCUAUCCCAGUGUUAACAUGGUUAUUUCCCUUCAUUGGUCACAUGGGAAUUUGUACAUCAUCUGGUAUAAUCCGAGACUUUGCCGGACCUUAUUACGUGUCUGAAGAUUGUAUGGCAUUUGGGAAACCAGUCAAAUACUGGCAAUUAGAUCCUAAUUUUGUCUAUGCCAGUGGUCCCAAUCCAUGGGAUACAGCUGUCCACGAAGCUUCUGAAGAGUAUAAACAUCGCAUGCACAAUUUAUGUUGUGACAACUGUCAUUCCCAUGUGGCUAUGGCGUUGAACCUUAUGAAGUACAAUAACACGAACUGGAACAUGGUGAAACUCUGUAUUCUGAGCUUGGUGUACAGUAAAUAUGUUAGGUGA
Molecule: messenger RNA, 438 nt
Organism: Staurois parvus
Lineage: Eukaryota; Metazoa; Chordata; Amphibia; Anura; Ranidae
Source: the annotation of a GenBank genome assembly